This is a messenger RNA of Punica granatum (pomegranate), 2559 nucleotides long. The record is from RefSeq and is a predicted model, not a curated record. NCBI's taxonomy places the organism in Eukaryota, Viridiplantae, Streptophyta, Magnoliopsida, Myrtales, Lythraceae.
CGCACCAAUUUAUAACGAUCAAAAAUCCCAACUCUUCCUCUCUCUCUCUUUCUCUCUCUCCCCCUCUCUUCCUCAGUCCGUCCUUGUUCCGCAGAGCCUCCCCGAUGCUGCACGCAGCCGACGUCGAAGCUCGCCUGAGCCGGCGCCCCGCAGCCAAGGCGGACAAGGUGGUCGUCGCCGUGCGGGCGGAGAAGGUUGUGUCCAAGACAGCUCUGGCGUGGGCGCUCACUCACGUCGUUCAUCCCGGCGACGGCAUUACUCUCCUCGCCGUCUUCUCCAGCAAACGCACAGGUCGCAGGCUGUGGAGGUUCUCGAGGCUGUCGGGAGACUCCGGCGACGGUGACCGGCAGGAGAUGGUGGAUCGGAUCUCCGACUCCUACUCUCAGAUGGUGCUCCAAUUUCACGAUCAAGCCCAGGUUCGAGUGAGAAUAAAGGUGGUGUCUGAUAAACCUGGAGGUGCUGUGGCAGCUGAAGCAAGCACCAUUGGGGCCAACUGGGUCGUACUGGACAAAAACUUGAAGCAAGAAGUGCAGCACUGCAUGGAUGAACUUCGCUGCAACAUUGUGAUGAUGAAAGGUUCUCAGGCUAAAGUACUUAGACUAAAUCUCACAUGUGCAAGUGAGAUCCAAACCCCAUUUUACUCCGCUGAUUCUUCUCCGGGUAGGGACAAUGAGAUGCUGCCAAAUUACAGGAUGAAGCAUUGCACUCCAGUCAGUAGUCCAGAAGCAACAAGUCCCUCCCAUAUGAGAACCACCCAAGAAGGCUCAUCAUCAAGUUUCGAUACAGCUACCUAUUUUGUAGUAUAUGAAAGGAACCCACUUUUUGAACGACGGAAUAAGGGAGGUUAUUUGCCAGUUUACCUGCAGAAUGAUUCAAGUUAUGCUUCAACACCUGAUUCUAACAGGGAAAAGGUUAUAACUUUACCCAAACCCCUGAGAUCAUCUCUUGUGCCGAACCAAAAGAAUGUCUACUGGAUCCCGCAGAAUCACAUCAUCGGUGAAGUGCCCAUCACCCCUAGGAACAAGCAGAAAACUCAUCAACCCAAAAUUCCUAUAUCUAGAAAGUUGCUUGAUAAGUUUCCCCAGUACGAUCACGACAUGAGGACACCAAGAGCAGCCCAUGAUCAAACCCAUCGGCCGAUAGUAAACUCAAGCAUUAGGGAUGUAUUCUCCUUAGGCAGAAAUUCUUUGUUGCCUCCUCCUCUGUGUUCUCUCUGCCAGCACAAGGCACCAGCUUUUGGAAAACCUCCAACACAAUUCUCUUUUGAAGAAUUACAUGAAGCCACAGAUGGGUUCUCUGAUGAGAAUUUUCUGGCUGAAGGAGGUUUCGGCGUGGUUCAUAGGGGUGUUCUGAGGGAUGGGCAGGUGGUGGCAGUGAAGCAGUUAAAGUUGAGCAGGGCUGAGGGUGAUGCAGACUUCUGCAGGGAGGUUCGGUUGUUGAGCUGCGCACAGCAUAGGAACAUCGUUCUGUUGAUUGGGUUUUGUAUUGAGGGCAGCCACCAAGUUCUAGUUUACGAGUACAUAUGCAAUUGCUCCUUGGACUUCCAUUUACAUGGAAGCGAGAGGCACCCUCUAGAUUGGGAGUUUAGACUAAAAAUUGCUAUUGGUACUGCAAGGGGCUUAAGAUAUCUUCACGAGGACUGCAGGGUGGGCUGUAUAGUACACAGAGAUUUGCGACCUCAUAAUAUUCUCCUGACACAUGAUUUUGAGCCUAUGGUUGCUGAUUUUGGACUGGCUCGGUGGUGCUCUGAAGUUGAGAUUGGCCCAGAGGAACAAGUGAUCGGAACUUCAGGGUAUCUCGCACCAGAGUACGUGGAAGGGGGUAAAAUCUCGCAGAAAGUCGACGUAUAUGCAUUUGGGGUUGUGCUACUGGAGCUAUUGACUGGCAGAAGAAGCACCCAAUUGAAACUGUACGAGAGGCAAAUUUUUUCCCCGGGAUGGUUUCAUCACUCUGCUGCAUUUGAAUCGAAAGGAGGUAAAGCGGAUUACUACUCUAUUCUAGACCCUCACUUGACUGUUAACCAGUCCUAUAAUUUCGAGCAUCAAGUCGAGGCGAUGGUCCAUGCUGCUUCGUUGUGUCUGUUAUGGGAUCCGGAAUCAAGGCCUCCUAUGUCAAAGGUUCUCCGAGUACUAGAAGGAGGAGAGUCUAUUAUCCCAUUGGCAUUGGAUCUAAACACUGCCGGCAGCAGGAGCGGUCACUUGAAUGGUCUUAGCACACGUGCACAUCCCGAAGCAAGGAAAAGCCAUUCUCGAAAGCUUUCGCACUGAAUACCGAAACCAUUACCUGAUAUAGAACCGUUUUGAAAGCAGACUGCUCCCUGCUUUUUUAUUCUGGCAAUAUACUCUUCGGCACAAGGGCGUAAAGAUUCGAGGUGGAACCUCACCUUUCCCCCCAGCUACAUGUACUAUGCUUUUGUACAUGCUUCAGUUGUAUUCUUUACAUUCUCAGACACAAAAGAAAGGAAAAAUGGUUCUUAAUCAAUAUAUAUGUAUACAAAGUUCAUUUGUCUGUCUGUUGAUUCUUGACUUUUAAUUAAGCAAUCGAUGGCUUUGUUGCUGA